AAUCAACGGCUUCGAAACGGAAACGAGGUGAUCCUGUCAGAUAAACCGCUCAACGUCCCGUUACCUUAGCAUGAUCAAAAUCACUUCUACUUUUCUCCAAACGCUGCGUUUUGCUAAAAUGCGCAUUCUCUGAUGAAUUUAUCUUCCAUACUCUCUCCUUAGUCUUUUCGGGAAAAACUUAAAGGAAGGAGCUUCAGUAAAACAAUCAUGGCGAAUUGGAUCUCUUCCAAGCUCAAAGCUGCAGAAAGCAUUCUUCAGCAGAUUGAUCAGAAAACUGCGGAUUCGCUCAAGAAAAAUGAGAAGUCCCAAAUUGAUGAAUUGAAUUUCGAUAGUGAAACCAAAACCGGAGCAAGUUUGCCUCUGAAGGACCAAUUGAAGAAGAAAACCCAGGUAAACAAUGAUUUUCAUGGAACAUUGCGUAGUGAUCCGAUUAGUCUUAAGAGUCCUAGUGUUAGUAAUAGCAAGAAUGAGAGUUCGAGUUCGCCCAAAGAGGUCGUGGAUGCUACUACGAAACCUAAAACAACGCUUACCGAUAGCGAUUGGACUCAACUCCUUGGUACCCCGAGUCAGCCUACAACAUCUGGUGCCUCGAGUCGUGGCAAUGGACAUUCUGGUAUUCGGGGUUUGAGGAAAGAUGGGAGGCGGCAGGGUGGUUCUGCUUCAGUUUCAGCUGGAUCAGAGGUUAGGAGGAAUCAGAAGAAUAAUAAGAGUGUUUCAAAACCGGUGAGGAGAACAAGUAGUGUGGAAGAAAACAAGUUGAAUGGGAAGGCCAGUGAUGGAGAUGAUCUUGGAUUUUCAAAUUCAACAGGGAGAUCUUCCAAUGUAAAGCUGCAGAGUGCUGGUGGUAAGCUUUCGGAAGGGCGAGAAGUUGAUAAGGGAAAUGAAGGAACUAAUAGAACUUCCACUUUGAAGACUUCCUUGCAGUCAGUAAAUAAAAACCAUAUAACUCAAUCUGAAAUGGUGUCAACUGUGGAGAAAGUUGAUGUGGUAUCUGAUGUUAAGAUGCAAAUGGCUGAGGGCCGUGAUCGUUUAGGGAGUUCUCUAAUGAGGAAACAUGAUUCUAAUCAUGUAGCUUCUAGAAGCUCUACCUCUGAUGAUCUAAAGAAAAGUUCCUCUUCAAUGAGCUAUGGGAGCUCUGAUUCGAGAUCAGAUUCUGGUUCAAGUUCUGACUCUGAAGAUGAACGGGAGAGAGAGGAAAGGAGAAGGAGAAGAGAAAAGAUUCUGGCCGAAAAGGCGGCAGCUAAAGCUGUGGAGGCCAUCAAGGAACGGGAAAAUAUGGUUGCCAGAUUGGAAGGAGAGAAGCAAAGCUUAGAGAAGAUAUUUGAAGAACAAACCAAACAGCAAGCACAAGAGGCUUCAAAGCUGCAAUUAACUAUGAUGGAGACGAUGGAAGCUGUUGAGUUAGAGAAGCAAAAACAUAAUAAUACAAGAAUGGAAGUCUUAGCACGAUUGGCUAAAUUGGAGACGGCGAACGCAGACCUUGCAAGAUCUCUUGCCACUGUGCAGUGGAAUCUUGAAGUAGAGGUUAACGAAGUGGCUGAAAUUCGACAACAAAUCGAGUUGAAGGAAGUGAACAAUGAAGAGCUGGAAAGGAAGAUUUUUAAUAGUCAUCGGACUGGGACAUCUUUGAAGAAACUUGCGGCCUCAAAAGGAGUUGAACUUGAGAUACUGGAGGCAGAGUACUCUCUUGCGACUGAUAAAAUUGGAAAAUUGCAAAAUAAGGCAAAGCAGCUGGAACUGAAUAUUGACAUGACUAGGAGAGAAUUGGAGGAACCGACAGAAGUAGAGGUUGAGCUAAAACGCAGGCUUAACCAGAUGACUGACCAUUUAAUUCAGAAACAAGCACAGGUUGAGGCUCUUUCUUCAGAGAAGGCUACCAUUCUAUUCAGAAUUGAGGCAGUUUCAAAGAUGCUCGAAGAAAACAAAUCAAUGACCGACUUCUCCAGCACAUCAUCAUCGAGGGACUUAGAAUCAGGAACAUGGGAGCUCUCUGAUUCAAAGUUGAAGCCUCUAAUCGAAGACAAAAUUCGUUCAAGCAAGAAGCAUUUGUAUUCAUUGGUUCAACAGUUCGAUGCCAUAUUCUUGGCAGGAGCAGUGUUUUUGAAGAGGAAUCCAACGGCCAAACUAUGGUCUUUGGUAUACCUUGUCUGCCUACACUUGUGGGUCAUCUAUAUUCUGAUGUCGCACUCUCAACCGUCGAAUGAGUCCGUAUCUGGUGCAGUUUUUUCAUUGGAAAAUAUCAACAAAACUUCAGGAUUAUAAUUUGUGGACUUUAGUUUCAUUUUUACUUUUUUUUUUGUUCUGCUUGUGGGGAAGCUGGGAGGAUUAUUCAUUUCAUUUGUCUGGGGUGUAAUCUGUGCAGUGUAUUUUCAUGCCCAGUAGCACGCUGAUCAGGGAUGUACAUGUACGUAUUUGUGUAUCAAUGAAAGUAUAUAUAUAUAAAUAUAUCUAUAUAUAUAAAUACAUUACAGGAACUAGCUUCACAAUGUUUUUAGGUUACAUGUGUUUAUGACUUAUAGAUGUCCACAUCCUUCUACCUAAUUUGGGGCUUCGUAGAUUGAGGUUGAACUUUUGGAAUUUGUAAUUUGGGUCUUUUUUUA
Humulus lupulus (European hop) is the source of this 2600-nucleotide messenger RNA. Its product is annotated as golgin candidate 2. The coding region runs from base 208 to 2262 and encodes 684 amino acids. The transcript has 10 exons. NCBI's taxonomy places the organism in Eukaryota, Viridiplantae, Streptophyta, Magnoliopsida, Rosales, Cannabaceae. Gene Ontology annotation, cellular component: Golgi membrane; Golgi cisterna. Gene Ontology annotation, biological process: Golgi organization; retrograde transport, vesicle recycling within Golgi. The record is from RefSeq and is a predicted model, not a curated record.